AUGGAGCAAAGUAUCGGAGAAGUUAUCCAGAAAUUGAUCAAAGAAAAAGACGAUGCAGAACGUCAUCUGUCUGAAGCCAAAAUGAUAUAUCAGAACAAUAUCAAUUUGGUGGUACAAGAAAGAGAAGAGUAUAGGAUGAAGCUGAGGAUCGCUCAAUCCGAGAAGGUUAUAAGCGAUGAGAAGAUAUCCAAUCUUCAGAAGUUGUACAAAUUAAGUGAGAAAGAGGUUGAGAGAUUGAAAAAGGAAGUAGUUCAGCAUCGGAUGCAUCUGAAGAAUUACAAAGAAAAGGUUGAAAAAUCCGGAAAAGACAAAGAAAAGAGAUACAAACCGGUUCCCGUGAAAGAAUAUGACUCCCUUCGAAAUGCGACAGUAAUGUCGGACAGGGUUGGAAAGGGAAUUACAGCUCUGGGAACGAUCGCAGGUCAGACAACCUCAAAAUUCUUCUACCGCCACGUCUGUGAUUCCCUUGAUAAGCAACAACUCCAGAAAUUGAAAUUCACGGCUUACGAGGGAUUCCAGAUGUAUCAUAACCUGAAUUUCACCAGAAGUCAACUCUGCGGUUUGAAGAAGUGGCUGAAGAAUUUCAAUAUGUAUGACCCUUUCCCCUCAUUGAGAAGCAUUAAAGAAGUUGAGGAAAGAGUAGGAUCCAAAGAGCUUUUCACUGUCAAACAAAAGGAAUUGUCAAAUGGGAACGGAGUUGUGAAAAAAGUGACAUAUGCCUAUUUAAACAAUGUGCAGCAGGCUGUGAACGACAGAGUUCAACAAAUGUUCGAUAGUGAGAAGUUGGAAUUUGACGAAAGCACAAAAGACGGGAUAUGGGUUGCAAUUCUGGGAGACAAAGGAGGUGAUGAAGUUAAAUUGUGUAUUGCCAUCGGCAACACUUCCACCCCUAACAGUGCAAACAAUCUCCUUCCUAUUGGAAUCUAUAAUGAUGAGGAAACAGCCGAGAAAGUACUGGAAUAUUUGGGGUCAGCAAUUGAAGAACUGAAUCAAUUGGUUGAUGUUGAGGUGAAAAUUGGUGACGAAAUCGUCAGAAUUCCAGUUCAGCAAUUUCUGGUGGGGGACAUGAAGUUUAUAUAUGAAAUGAUAGGACAUCAAGGUGCAUCUGCUACGUGCAGUUGCAUGUACUGCUACAGUCCGGGGCGACAAAAAAUCAGUAACUACAAGCGAGGAGAAAAUUGCAGACCUCGCACAGAAAUUGGUUACGCCCUGGACAGUUUAAAAAGCGGCACAUCAAGAAAAAGUGUAAAAGAAUGCUCCUCUUUCAUAUUUAAACGAGUCCCCCUAGAAAGAAUUGUACCCUCCAGUCUCCAUAUUGUUAUGGGCCUAGCUCAAACAUAUGGAUUCAACAUCAUUAAGCAACUGGCCGACGACCAAGAUGCUGCUGAGUCCACCCCUCUACCCAAAUCUUCUAUGAAGCUCAAAAAAGAAGGGAAAGCAGAAGUAGAAGGAGCAGAGAAACGAGUCAUAGAGUGUGAUACACAUCUCAACUCAAUGGAAUGUGUUCACAAAUCUUAUGAAAACAUUCUUCUCAAUAAAAUCGAUGAUUCGGGAUUGGAUGAUGGAGAGUGUGCUUCCAAAUUAUGUGUAUACAAAGACUCUGCUAUGGAUUGUGCUACUUUUUUCAAUGCCAAUACAGUUAAAUGUAAUGGUUGCCAAAAAACUCACCAUUAUGUGUGCGCCGGCGCGUGGACAAUAGACGAAGUCGAGGAAAUUCAGCGACCGGGGUCCUUCGUCCAAUGCUUCGACUGUGUUGGCCUCACUCCACCGAAGAUCCUCGAGUCGUCCGAGAAACUUGUAGACAUGCUGAAAUUAGAAAGAAUUAGACUUUUCGAGCAAUCGGAGCAAGUUCGCAAGAAGUACGAAAAGAGGCUAGAAGUGUGGAAAGGAAACGGAGAUACCCGCAAAAGAUUGGAAAAAAUCUGGACAAGUCUUGGUGCUGAUAUUUCAGCACGCAAACAAGAUUUUUCCGGAAACCAUACUCUGAAACUUCUUGACGAGGCAGCAGUUGAAGAGUAUUGCUCUAUAUUAGAACAAACUCCCCAACUCUCUCACAUCAAAGGUUUUCUAAUAAACCUGGGAAAGUUCCAAAAGCUGUGCGUGUCCCGUGAAAUGAGCGAUGAUGAAAUUGAGUCUAUGGAGAUUGCUAUUGACAACAUCUGGACUCAUCUCCAACAGUUCGCCGGUCACCUCAAUGUCACUCCAAAAUUGCACGUACUCCUCGAACACACUGCUGAUUUCGUGAAAACCCACAAGACUUUAGCACGAAUCAGCGAACAGUGCAUUGAGGGGAUACACGCAAUUGUGAAUCGGUUGAAGCAGCGCUUUAGAACUGAUCGAGACGAGUCGAGACGUGUAAACUUCGUUUUUUGCUCUCUUCUUUUCAACUGCCAUGUUUUUUCCACAUGCUGA
Molecule: messenger RNA, 2412 nt
Organism: Caenorhabditis remanei
Lineage: Eukaryota; Metazoa; Nematoda; Chromadorea; Rhabditida; Rhabditidae
Exons: 5
Coding region: 1-2412 (803 amino acids)
Source: RefSeq, a predicted model, not a curated record